AACCACUCUCAGCUGCAAUGUCCACCGACACUGUCCAAUACCACUUUUACUUCUCGUCGGCAAGCGGUCGGGUCACCUUCCCGCGGCGUCCAUGAGCCUUUGGCCGCCCCACGACAGCGCCUCCGGCAUGGUUCCGUUUCUCUCAUCCGCUUCCACCGCCGCCGACAGCCGCGACGUCCGCUGGCUGCGGCCUGCCCAACCCCCCGUCCCUGUCCCGAGCUCUUCCUGCUCCACUUCCUCGUCGCAGACCACUAUGACCUCUUCCGCAGGGCCGCACUUGAUCCCCGAGAACCUGCAGCAGCGUCUCCACUCCCUCAUCGAGUACGCUGGCGAGACCUGGACCUACGCCAUCUUCUGGCAGUCCUCCGGCGGCGGUUCCCCUGUCCUCAGCUGGGGCGACGGGUACUACAAAGGCUGCGAGGAGGAUAAGCGGAAUGGCGCGUCGACCACGCCGGAGGAGAAGGAACACCGGAAGCACGUGCUCCGGGAGCUCAACGCACUCAUCUCCGGCAGCGUUGACGAAGGGGUGGACGAAGAGGUCACCGACACGGAGUGGUUCUUCCUCGUGUCGAUGACCCAGAACUUCGCCGCAGGCGCCAGCCUCCCCGGGCAGGUCCUCCUCGCCGGCUCGCCGGCGUGGAUCUCCGGGGAAUAUUCCAUGACGGUGGCACCGUGCGAGCGAGUGCGCCAAGCGCGGGCUUUCGGGCUGCGAACGAUUGCCUGCGUCCCCCUGGGAGGCGGCUGUGGCGUCGUCGAACUUGGAUCUACUCACGAGAUCUCUCAGAGCCCGGAGAUCCUGAGCAAGUUGAGGUAUCUCUUCACCCACAGCGGCGCCGUGCGUCCGGAAGCUGGAUCUUGGCCUCCGGCGCCACCCCAAGCGAUGGAGCUUGGGUUCGUCGCUGAACCCUCAAUGCCUUGGCCGCCGAUGGCACCAAAGCCCUCGUCCCGUAUAGAGAAACCCACCACCAGUGGCCUCACCGAAACCCUAGUCCCCAGUCACAUGACUCAAGAUCUCAAUUUCACCGCAAGCGAUUGCGAAGCCCUCUACAUCGACAAACACACCUCUUUCGAGGGGCCGAAGAACUCCUCGGCGUCGACAGCGACGCCGAUGCCCGAGGAGGGCAAUUGCGGGCUCUUCGGCGGAGAUUCUGACCAAUCGGACCUCGAAGCGUCGGUUCGCGAGGUGACGAGCGUCGCAGCGGCGACAGAUCCGGAGAAACCGCGCCCGAAGAAGCGAGGCCGGAAGCCGGCCAACGGCCGCGAGGUGCCGCUCGACCACGUGGAAGCGGAGCGGCAGCGGCGGGAGAAGCUGAACCAGCGCUUCUACGCCCUGCGUGCCGUCGUUCCCAACGUGUCCAAGAUGGACAAGGCUUCUCUGCUCGCCGACGCCAUCGCCUACAUCAACGAGCUGCGGAUCAAAGCGGAAACCCUCGAAUCGGAGAAGAAAACGCUCGAUUCGAAGCUCAAUAGAACCAACAGAGAGUCGACGACGACGGCAAAGGACGCGGCGGCCGAGGUGGAAGUGAAGGUGCUAGGGCGGGAGGCGAUGAUCGUAGUGGAGUGCGACCGGCGGCGCGAGGCGGCGGCGCGGGUGAUGGUGGCGCUGAGGGAGCUGGAUGUGGAGGUGAGCUACGCGAAUGUGACGGUGGUGAAAGACCUCAUGAUCCUGCAAGCGACGGUGGAGAUGACGCGGCGAUUCUACUCUCAGGAGCAGAUCAAGGACGCCCUUUACGUCGCCCUAUUUCAGCCCAUCUAAAAGUAAAUGGGCCUGGGCCUCGACUUCAUACUUAUCCUAUUGUAUAUUAUUAAUGCUUUCAAGACUCCACAAGUCCUAUAUGUAGAUUGGACCCUGUUAAUUAAAAAUCUCAUGUUAAUCCCUUA
Zingiber officinale is the source of this 1881-nucleotide messenger RNA. Its product is annotated as transcription factor MYC2-like. Gene Ontology annotation, cellular component: nucleus. Lineage: Eukaryota; Viridiplantae; Streptophyta; Magnoliopsida; Zingiberales; Zingiberaceae. The coding region runs from base 92 to 1756 and encodes 554 amino acids. The record is from RefSeq and is a predicted model, not a curated record. The transcript has a single exon. Gene Ontology annotation, biological process: regulation of DNA-templated transcription. Gene Ontology annotation, molecular function: DNA-binding transcription factor activity; protein dimerization activity; transcription cis-regulatory region binding.